Suillus paluster is the source of this 1542-nucleotide messenger RNA. RefSeq lists its product as uncharacterized. The transcript is spliced from 8 exons. The coding region runs from base 1 to 1542 and encodes 513 amino acids. Lineage: Eukaryota; Fungi; Basidiomycota; Agaricomycetes; Boletales; Suillaceae. The record is from RefSeq and is a predicted model, not a curated record.
AUGGGUAGAGAUUCGACUGCAAGCACUGCUACACUACCUCCACUGGACUACCUUCACGUCAGUCCAGUCAGAGGUCAACUGGAGCCUUCAGACGAGGUUACCAAAAAAACCGGCUGGCGUUUUCUCCAGUGCACGGACACCCCCAAUGAGCUCAAGGUGCUUUUACCUCCCCGUACAGCUCAGUUACAUCUGAAGCUCGCCAAGAAGCAUAAUGCAUCUUGGGAGCAUAGGAUGAUCAGAAAGUGCCAGAGGCUAGCUCAUUCUUACUCCGCCAGCAAGCCUCCUGCAAAGGUUCCCUUCUUACUCAAAGAGAUGGAGAAGUGGAUUCGCCUCCAUGGCGAGUCUGAUGAAUCUAUUAGGAAGAUGCCCGUGGGCGAGUCCAUUCGUCCACGCAACUCCUUCUGCUGCGAUCGUUGUGCAAAUCUGGUCCCUCAUCACCACACCAUAUCUCGCCGAUCAUCAAUCCAAUCCACUCACUCCCGUCGCUCAGCACUCUCUGAGCGUUCCCCAUCAAAAAUUCUCCCUGCAUCCCCCCGACGCGCUCGCUCCUCCAAGGCGAGUUCUGUCCAAAGCGAUCAAAAACCCUCUCCCGUCGCAAGCUCCAUCGUCCUGAAUGAAAGCCUUUCGCAUCACGAAAGCCGAUUGUAUGAAAACAGGGUCCACGAAAGUACCAUCCGCGAGGAAAGUAGGGAUGAUCAAGUCCACGCGACUUUCAAAGCACAUGAGAGUAGGUCUGAGGACAGUAGCAUUACCCAGGAGAGCAGGGUCCGAGAAAGCAGCAAUAUCCGCACGCGACAAAGCAAGCACUCCAGGAGUAUGUCAUACGACGAGCGGAGAUUUGCCGAAAGCGGUCUUCAUGAGAUCAAGCACACCAUGCAGGCCAUCCCCGAAGCAUCAGAAGUCAGUGCCGACUACAGCAAUCGCUCUGCGGUGUCAAUCAGCAAACUAUCGGUUAUUUCGCCUGACCCAUUGCCUCAUCCGUACCAUGGUUCGACUUCAGCGGUUUUCUUGGACAUUGUUGAGAGUCCCGUAGAUGCCCCCGAGGUACAGAGCUGUGAACCUGACUAUGGACACAGCGCGGAAGAUGAGGGAGUAUGGACGCCCCCUUCUGAAGACGAACCUACCAGUGACUUCCCUCCCCACCCGAAUACGCUUCGCAGACGCAGUAGCCUCAAACGCAACAACGCAGACCUGCGCGUGAGUAUGGCGUAUUCCGCAAAGACCAUUUCGAAGUAUCACGCUGCGGCGGGUGAAAUCGAACAUGCUGACCGAGAGUGGGACGCCAUUUGUGCGACAUAUCAUGAAGAGCUUGCUGGCGUGAGAGCGCUGCGUCGAAAUGUUACACAGACCCUGGCCAGAUUACGGUUGGAGGCAGAGAGGCUGCAACGCGAAGAUGAGGUGAUUCAAGAUCAAGAGGACAAGCUGCGUGCGGGAUAUGAGCAGCUCGAGCAGAAACACGGACAGUAUCGAGAAAAGGUUAAAGCUGUUCUAGAAGAGACCGAACAGGUUCUUACAUUGUGUACCACCAAACGAGAUUGUUGA